This is a messenger RNA of Peronospora matthiolae, 651 nucleotides long. NCBI's taxonomy places the organism in Eukaryota, Oomycota, Peronosporomycetes, Peronosporales, Peronosporaceae. The record is from the annotation of a GenBank genome assembly.
AUGUACGAAGGGAUUGACAACCUGAAAUCCCUUUACGACCGUGCCGGGAAGACUUUCUCUGGCGGUCCUUCUGCGGCACAGGAUGUGUCGCGUCGUACUGCUCGACUAGACCCAGUACGUCAACCAUCAAUUGGGAGCGGGGCUCCCAAGAAUCCCAGGACGGGGGAUAGCCGCGCCACCGGACGAGGUAACUCGUCCGACGUCCGUUCACGUCGCGGUGGUUCAACAGCUGCUCUACUAGAUAGCGCUGGCCACCGCGAGAGUCCUCUAAUGGAGGUGGAGGAGGAGGAAAGACGCUCUCCACACGAUCAUGUGGAUCGGUGUGUUCCCGAGAGCUUCUUUGAUCGCGUAACGCAAGGGUUACGCGACGAUCUCGAGCAUGAGCGGAAUAGGCGUCUCCAGAUGGUGGACACUGCCUCGAAGCAUCGAGCUGAGUUUGCCUUUGCUCAGCUUGAGAACGAGAGAUCUCUGACAUCUCUUCGUGACGAGCUAAGGGUAGCUCGUGGGAUUGUUGAUCGGUCUCGGGCUGAGAUAACUGCUCUUCAGACCCUUGUUGAUGCCCACCAUCGGGAGCACAAGGCUCUCUGCGAGAUGCUUGAGCGCAAGGGCGUUCUUCAUCGGAAGAAGCAGCGUACUGAUGGUACGGCUUAA